UUAUUCUAGCAUGACUAUCCAUCCUUCGCUGUAGACCCGGCUGGUUCCACUUUGAAAGAAAAAGAGGAGGCUUCUAGAAUAAUCUGGUGACCCUUUUCCGACUUCUGCGGGUGAAGCUACGUCUCUUUCUUGGGGAGUACAGACUUAUCCGGAACAGCUGGCUUGGGGAGAGAAGCAAGUGUUCAAACUCACAGCAGAAAAACUUUGGGGGAUCCAGGGUGGAGAAAGGAGCUAGAGGGGAAGAUCCCGCAGGGAAGAGGGGCGGGGACUAAAGGAAUGCCCCGCGCGACACCCACCCCCCCCUCGCCCCGCGCAGUCGCCAGGCCCUCCCUGCCCUCCUCCCUCCCUGUCCUCCUCCCUCUCCUUCCUCCCCUCUUCUUCCCUGUGUGGAUGGCCGCGGCCAGAGUCGGAGCACCAGCAGCGCUGCCCCAAAGCCUUUCUCUUUGUGUGGUCAUUGUACCAGAAGAAUUCACUCGGGAGCCAGUCCCAGGCUCUUAGAGACACAGAGUCUGAGUCUGCGCCGAGGCCCAAGAACAGCAGCAGCAUCAGCAGCUCCCGAUACUCCAGACUUCCAGGGCCACAUUCAUCAUGCUGUGUGACAGUCCCCAAAGUCCCUGAAGCUUGAGAGUCCUGAGAAAAGGUUUCCCAGAAGAAUUCAGAAUCAAAACUCAGGAGCCCUGCUUAUCUGAGAUAAUGUCCCUGACUCUUUGACCAGACCACAAGCCUGCCCUGAAGAUGUGUUCUACAAACCCAGGCGGCUGGGUCACCUUCGACGAUGACCCUGCUUUUCCGUCUUCUCAGAAGGUGAAGGAUUUCCCUCUGGAGACCCAAGGUGUUUGCAGACCAAAUGGACUGAAGCUGAACCUGCCUGGCCUCAGGGACCUUCCCAGUACUUCCUCCUCCACCAGCAGCACCCCCCUAUCCUCUCCCAUGGUUGACUUUUACUUCAGCCCGGGACCUCCAAGCAACUCUCCUCUUUCUACACCCACCAAAGACUUCCCAGGCUUCCCUGGCAUCCCUAAAGCAGGGUCUCAUGUGCUUUAUCCUAUUCCAGAAUGUUCUUCAAGCAGCCUCCCCACAACAGCAGCAGGAGCAGGUCCUCCGUUGUCACUCACCAAGCCAAGCAGCUUACCCCAUGCACAACUACCCAGUGAGCAUUCCUGCCCUCAGCUGCCUCCCAGAGUUGGUCUUGAAGAUGGCAGCAGCCCUCAGCGGGCCCGCGGGGAGGCGCUACAGUUUGAGUCUUUUCGAGAUGACUGUGCGUUUUCCAGCCCAUUUUGGAAAGAUGAAGGUAGCACUUCUCAGUUCCCCUUUGACUCCCUGGCAAGCAGAAAGCUGUUUUCCUCAAGGGACAAGGAAGUUCCCAUGGAUCAAAAAAGCCUUAACCAGUGUUCACUCAACUACAUCUGUGAGAAGCUAGAACACCUGCAGUCGGCCGAGACCCAGGGCCCUCUGGGAAACGUGUCUAUGAGGAGUCUGUGUGCUGGAGACACAGCUUCUUCUUUUGUGCCGCACACGCUCUUCCGGAGUCAGCCCAAAGCCGGAUGGUCCUUCAUGCUGAGGAUUCCUGAGAAGAAAAACAUGAUGUCUUCCAGGCAGUGGGGACCCAUUUUCCUAAAGGUUCUGCCAGGAGGGAUUCUGCAAAUGUACUAUGAGGAGGGGCUGGAAAAGCCAUUCAAAGAGUUCCAGCUUGAUCCAAAUUGCAGACUUUCUGAACCCAAACUUGAGAACUUCAACAUGGCGGGAAAAAUCCACACCGUGAAGGUGGAACAUGUGUCUUAUUCAGAGAAAAGGAAGUACCAUUCCAAGACGGAGGUGGUUCACGAGCCUGACGUAGAACAGAUGCUGAAGUUGGGGACCACAGAGUACAGGGAUUUCCUUGAGUUCCUGACUACUGUGGAGGAAGAGCUGAUAAAGCUGCCAGCUGUUGCGAAACCAAAGAGGAACUACGAGGAACAAGAAAUUUACCUGGAUAUUGUGGACAACUUUUGGGGUAGAGUAAGCAAGGAAGACGGGAAACUGGCUGACAGGGCUGUAAUGACUCAGAUCUCCUGCCUCUGCUUUGUGAACGGGGCGGCAGAAUGCUUCUUAACCUUGAAUGACCUUGAACUCCAGAAACGAGAUGAAUGCUAUUUUGAGAAAGAACCAGAAAAAAGAGGGAUUGAGAUUCUUAACUACCAUUUCCAUGCGUGUGUGAAAGCUGAAGAAUUCAAACAGUCCAGAAUCAUUAAAUUUGUCCCUCUGGAUGCUUGCCGUUUUGAACUGAUGCGGUUCCAAACGUCCUAUGAAGGGGAUGAGCUUCCCUUUUCCGUGAAGUCCACAGUGGCUGUGCAGGGGGCUUAUGUGGAACUUCAGGCCUUUGUCAACAUGACCCCUGGGCCUCAGAGGUCACCCCAUGCCAGUUCCUUGAGGUGUUGUGACAAUAUCAUGAUUCACUUUCCUGUCCCAGCCCAGUGGAUCAAGGCCCUCUGGACCAGGAACCUUCAGAGGCAGAAAUCCCUGAAAGCCAAAAUGAACCGUCGGGCAUGUCUGGGGAGUUUACAGGAACCUGAAUCUGAACCUGUCAUUCAGGUCACUGUGGGGUCAGCAAAAUAUGAGAGCGCCUACCGGGCUGUGGUGUGGAAGAUAGAUCGGCUUCCGGACAAAAACUCAAGUCCUGACCAGCCCCAUUGUCUGUCAUACAAGCUAGAACUUGGAUCAGACCAGGAGAUUCCCUUGGACUGGUAUCCAUUUGCUACUGUCCAGUUCUCAAUGCCUGAAGCCUCAGCCUCAAGGACAGAGGUGAGGUCUCUGGGAGUGGAGAGUGAUGUCCAGCCUCAGAAGCACACAUGUCUGCGGGCUUGCUACAACAUCCAGGUUGAAAUAGAAAAGAAGUGGAUCCAAAUAGACGGUGAAGACCCAGAUAAAGCCAGUGGCUGUGUGACUCAGUAAACGAUGAUGCCUCCAGCUCAGAUCCGCAACCCAGGCUGGGGCAGGAAGCUCUGCUACAACAUGGUCGGACUUAGUUCUAAGUAGCAUCCUGAGGCCACAGAUUUAGUGGAAUCUGGAGAAACGCAUGCCCCAACGCAGGCCGUAUGAUGUUACUCUUCUGAUAGAUUUUUGCUCUGGGAAUGUGAGCAGGAAUGUGUCCGUGCUCUGUGCCAGUUCCAUCUUCUUGAAAGUUGGUGGAGCUCCUUCUGAUGGGAAACCUGCUGGCCGCUUUGACUGGAGGGUAUUUGGGCUUUCUUCACCCAGUGACUUUGUUUUGUAAUGUGGGUUAAGUGAUUUCCCGGGCUUUCAGCAUAGUGAUUGAAUGAGAAUGGACCCCAUAGGCUCAUUUAUUUGUUUAGCACCAGGAAGUAGAACUGUUUGGGAGGAUUAGAAGGAUUGGGAGGUUUGGCCUGAUUGGCGUAAGUGUGAUCUUGUUGGAGGAAGUGUUUCAUUGAGGGGCUGGGCUUUGAGGUUUCAAAAGCCAUGCUAGACCCAGUCUUUCUCUCUCUACCCGUGGAUCAGGAUGUAGCUCUCAGCUAGGGCUCUAGCAUCAUGAGCACCCUCAAGUUCCUACCCUGCUCCUGCCGAGAUGAUAAGGUACUCACCCUUUGAAAACAAGCAAGCUAAUAAGCAGCUCCCCCCAUGGCCUCUGCAUCAGCUCCUGUCUCCAGGUUCCUGCUCUGAGUAAGUUCCUGUCCUGACUUCCUUCAGUGGUGAACAGUGAUAGGGAAGUGUAAGCCAGACAAACCCUUUCCUCCCCACCUUGUUUUUGUCCUGGUGAUUCUUCACAGCAAUAGAAACCCUAGCUUGAACUAUUAGCAUGUGGAUCACCAAGGAAGGCAGCCAAAGGAGACAGAGCCCCAAUUAUGCAAUGUGCUGAAGAUGGUUGGAAGGCAUGGGUUGAAAUGGGGAUUCGGAUGUAUCUGUGAUUGUGAAUUAUCUAUGCUCCUGUCCUGUGCCAACACUGGGGAAUCAUCCUCGGCUGUAUUUGUUUCCCUUGCUGCGGGGUCAUUUUCAAAAUGCCUUUGUAUUCUGAUUUGUGAUCCAAGGAAAUUAUUUCCACUGAUAUACAUAUUUUGGAAUGAGUCACUAAAAUACAGUGCUUUUUGGUCCGGGGAGAAUUCCUUUCAAAAUGAGAUCAGAAUCAUUGGACAUAAAUUAAAAUAUUUAUGUUCAUUAAAGGUGAACUUUAAAGUUCAUGAGUAUGGUUUUCUGAAAGUAGCAAUGCUAGGACUAUGUCUGGCCACAGUGUUUCCUGUAAUUAACGCAACCCUCUUGCUAGACGGCUAAUCCUUGGCUUGAUUCUGUAUGCUGGUGAAAUUCAAAUUCUGUUUUAUUCAAACUCUGCUUCGUUGAGAGUGUUUUCUUGGGCUGGAGAGAUGGCCCAGCUGUUAAAGGCUAGGCUCACAACAAAAGCCAUGAGAGCGUUUUCUUUGGCAGAUGUGCAAAGUGAGAGGCACCAUGUAAUUCUAGCUGUACUACUACAAGGAAGUAGUUCAACUCUUCCGAGUCGGAGGAAUGGCUUGAUGGUCCCGUUGUCUAAUGAGAUGUCAGUGGCAUUAGUAGCUAGACCUCUGCCUGGAAUUUCCUUUAGCACUUACCAUGACAAGUUAGAAUCCUAAAAUUUAUGAAAUCGACUUUCUGAGGAUUUUUUUUUUGUGUGUGUGUGUCUGAAAAAGAGUCCUCUAUGUCGUGUUAAUACAUGUUCGAUUCAUGUUGAGCCUUAUCUGAGACUGAAGACCUCCUUCCCCACUCACUGGGUUUGUUUUGUGUCGGAAAGUGACACAGCUGUUCUAAACCCCAUUUUUUUGUUGGCCUACAGAAUUUAUUUCAUGCAUCUAUCUUGUGUUACAUUCAUUUCGUUUCUUCACACAGAUAACAGCAAGCAUCCAUGAUGGUUUGUACCUUUCAGAUUUCAUUGCUCUUACUUCACUGUGAUGGCACAGAAAACAGAAGUCCAUGCCGAUGGGUUAUAUGGCUCUCCUUUAACUUUGUUUGAUAUGUAGAUCACAGUGUUGGCUUGAGGCUCAUUGGUGACGUGUAGAAACAUGUAUGUAUGCGAGCGCAUACUUUAUAAAAACCCCACCGUCUUUCCUUAUCCUCCGGAGUAGGCAUGCUUUCUCUUCAUUCUGCUUGAAACAAAUAUGCGAAGUGUUGCUGGGAAAUCCCAGGGAAGUUAGCUGAGGUAAUCACAUCUUUUUCUCUGAGGUGUUUUAUGGCCUCCUGCCCGGAAAGAACUCACAGUGGCUGCAGAUGAACUUCAUGCAUAUUCAUAUUGCAAAAGAAACCCAGCAAAGGGCCCCAGGCCUUACUCCUCCUCCCCUGAAGGAGGCUAGUAUGUGUGGGUCACACUGCUGUGGUCUUUCAGUCACAGGCCGCCCAGACUUCAGGACCAUCUCAGGCUUCAGUACGGGAAGACUGCCCCACACCCGAGUGAGCUUCUGGAGCAAUGCGGAUAGGAUUAGCAGCGGGCGCAUCUGCGUGGUUGUUAAUCUGCACAUUUAUCAAGGACCUCAGAUAUCCAUUAUUUAGUGUUAAAUUAACAUCAGGGAUGAGAGGCUGGAGGUCAGAUGUGACUCCUGAGCUCUACGUGAAAACUUAGCCUGUGUAAGAAGUAAACUGUCUUUAAGGGGCCAGCAGUGAUCUUCAAAAGCCCUUGCUUUUAAAGGAGGCCCAGAGGGAAUUCUAGAAAAAAAAACACUUCUUUGUAACAUUUUAAUUUAGAUAAUUUCUGUAGACCACUUUGGAGUCUGUGGCCAACUUCAAGGACACCAGCAGUUUAUAACUUGUUCUUCUGCCUUCACUGCCCUGGUCGGGUCGUCUAGCCAGCACGGGGCCAUAUUAACUGUUAAUAAGUUCAUGGGGUUGGUUGUUACAUGAUCAGUUAUGCAGGUCUGAGGGCAAGAACACUUCUUGUGUCCAGUGGAACCGCUAAAGUUAAUCAGUUACAAAGGAACUGCAGCUCUCCGGCUCGCCUUUAGGACUGGUGUGUGUAUCCGAGACCUAAGCACCUUUCCUUCAGGAGGUGUGUGUCUGAUCUCUCCCCUUUCGUAAGGUUCCUUAACAAUGACUUAUGUUUUACUCGCAGUGUGACUUAUUUGACCUGUCAUAACAAAUACAGAACAGAUUGAACUUUGAUAAUCAUGUAACAAAGUAUUUUGUAGAUUACAUAUUGAUUUUUAUAAAAUUAAAGACGUAUUUCAAAUGGUU
This is a messenger RNA of Alexandromys fortis (reed vole), 6180 nucleotides long. RefSeq names its product stonin 1 (gene Ston1). Gene Ontology annotation, molecular function: clathrin-cargo adaptor activity. Bases 736 to 2931 code for a protein of 731 amino acids. The record is from RefSeq and is a predicted model, not a curated record. Gene Ontology annotation, cellular component: clathrin-coated vesicle; synaptic vesicle. The transcript is spliced from 6 exons. Gene Ontology annotation, biological process: regulation of endocytosis; synaptic vesicle endocytosis. Lineage: Eukaryota; Metazoa; Chordata; Mammalia; Rodentia; Cricetidae.